UUAAAUUAUUAAACAAUGUCGAAGAAUCUGAAGAAAACAAUCGCUAAUGGUUUGAGUUGGUUCUUUGAAAAAUGCACUUGUUAACUAAAUAUUUUGUGUUAAUAUUCUUACAAAGUGUGACAGGUACUUCUACAUUAAUUAGGAAGCCUAGGAUUAUUGGCGGAAAUAAUGCUCUAGAAUCUCAAGUACCAUGGCACGCUCAUAUAUUUAUGUUUAAUGAAAAAGGUGAAAAGUUUACAUGUGGUGGUUCUUUAAUUUCAAAUAAUGUGGUGUUAACAGCGGCCCAUUGUAUUAUUGGAUAUAAAUUUUAUGAACUAAUAUUUGGUGAAGAUGAAUAUGAAGAAAUUGUGUUAGUUAAUUCAAAGCAAGUUAUUCCUCAUCAAAAUUAUAGCACCACCACUUUUGAAUAUGAUAUUGGAAUUAUCAAUCUUCCAAUUUCCAUUGAUUUUUCAGAUGAUGUUCAUGCUAUCUCAUUACCUUUACUUUCGGAAACACAAAUGAAUUAUGCAAAUAAAUUUGCUAUCACUUGUGGAUGGGGUCGCACUUCAUCAAAAGCAAAUUCAGAAAGUCAUAUUUUAAAAAUAUUAACAAUGGAAUUAGUUAAUCAUCAACAAUGCCCUGUUUUGUACAAGACCAAAAUAUGUGCCAUUGCUCAUGGGAAUGAGAAUAUUUGUAAGGGCGAUAGUGGCGGAUCAUUAACAUAUUAUGAUGAAGAUCGUGGUCCUGUUAUUAUUGGCGUUACUAGUGUGGUGAUGAAACAUUGUAAAGAAGGUUUACCAGCAUUGUUUACGCGAGUGUCAUUAUUUCUUAAUUGGAUCAAACAUCAUUCUAAUGUACAAAUUUGUUAAUAAUAAAUCGCUUUUUAAAUAAAAAAUGAAUAAAUUUGCAUGUAAACUAAGAAAAUUCCCUGUUAAAAUCAUCAAUGUCAAAAACAAGUGAAAAUAACAAAUGACUGAGUGACGGUAUAUACGCAGUGUGGAAUAUCAGAAAAUUUUUUCUCAUUUUUUAUAAUCUACUACAUGCUUUGAAACGAAUUUCUAAACGAAUAAAUUACUCCCCAAAAAUA
Messenger RNA from Chrysoperla carnea, 1066 nucleotides. RefSeq names its product brachyurin-like. NCBI's taxonomy places the organism in Eukaryota, Metazoa, Arthropoda, Insecta, Neuroptera, Chrysopidae. Gene Ontology annotation, biological process: proteolysis. The record is from RefSeq and is a predicted model, not a curated record. The transcript has 6 exons. Gene Ontology annotation, molecular function: serine-type endopeptidase activity. The coding region runs from base 72 to 848 and encodes 258 amino acids.